Messenger RNA from Ceratotherium simum simum (southern white rhinoceros), 955 nucleotides. RefSeq names its product olfactory receptor 5D3-like. The record is from RefSeq and is a predicted model, not a curated record. Gene Ontology annotation, biological process: G protein-coupled receptor signaling pathway. Gene Ontology annotation, cellular component: membrane. Gene Ontology annotation, molecular function: olfactory receptor activity; G protein-coupled receptor activity. NCBI's taxonomy places the organism in Eukaryota, Metazoa, Chordata, Mammalia, Perissodactyla, Rhinocerotidae.
UUUGUCCACAGGAACCAAGAAAACCAGAGUGCUGAAGUCACGUUCAUUCUCUUGGGCUUCUCAGAAUAUCCAGGACUGCAGGUGCCCCUGUUCCUGUUGUUCCUAACCAUCUACACCAUCACUGUGCUGGGAAACCUGGGCAUGACCGCAAUUAUCAAGAUCAAUCCCAAACUCCACACCCCCAUGUACUUUUUUCUCAGCCACUUAUCCUUUGUGGAUUUCUGUUACUCUACCACAGUGACACCCAAACUAUUAGAAAACUUGGUUGUGGAAGACAGAACCAUCUCCUUCACAGGAUGCAUCAUGCAAUUCUUCUUUGCAUGCAUAUUUGUGAUGACAGAAACGUUCAUGUUAGCGGUGAUGGCGUAUGACCGACUUGUGGCAGUUUGUAACCCUCUUCUCUACACAGUUGUAAUGUCUCAGAAGCUUUGUUCCUUGUUGGUGGGUGCAACAUACUCUUGGGGUACAGUCUGUUCCCUGACCCAUACCUACUUUCUCUUGGAAUUAUCCUUCAGAGGAAAGAAUGCCAUAAAUAACUUUGUCUGUGAGCACGCUGCCAUUGUCUCUAUGUCUUGCUCUGACUCCUACAUUAGCCAGAAGAUCGCUUUAGUCUCUGCCACAUUUAAUGAAAUAAGCAGCCUGAUGAUCAUUCUUACUUCUUAUGUUUUUAUUUUCAUCACUGUCGUGAAGAUGCCUUCAACUGAGGGACGCCACAAAGCCUUCUCCACAUGUGCCUCCCACCUAACAGCCAUUACCAUUUUCCAUGGGACCAUCCUGUUUCUCUACUGUGUUCCUAACUCCCAAAGUUCAUGGCUCAGGGUCAAGGUAGCCUCUGUCCUUUACACAGUGGUCAUCCCCAUGCUGAACCCACUGAUCUACAGCCUCAGGAACAAAGAUGUGAAGGAGACAGUCAGGAAGUCAAUCAAUACCAAAUUAUUAUGUCAUUAAUGUAAGA